AUGUCGACCAUCAUGGCAUUAUUUGGCUUAGAGGCAAGAGAUGCAGCGUCAGAUGCCCAUAAGACUGUGGUGGAAUUAUGGACGCUAUAUUCAAUUGGAGUUGCCGUGACAAUUCUUAGAACAUACGCUCGGUCGAGAAAUGGAGGGUGGAGGAAUUUACGACUCGACGAUUACCUCGUAUGGGUUGCAAUUAUAAUCUACACCGCACAGGCGUCGCUUGCAUAUAGCGUGGGCAACGUGUCUAAUGGCCUUGCCAACAACGGCAUGACAACCGCCCAGCGAGCGGCACUACUACCCGACAAUCCAGAGUACCGGGCCAGAGUGAUUGGCUCCAAGAUUCAAAUUGCAGGCUGGACUACUUAUGCGGCAUUGAUUAAUGUACUCAAAUUGUCCGUGCUGGCAUUCUACGUGCGACUAAUGGAUGGCCUUGGCCGGCGUUAUCGAAUUCCCAUCUAUGUUGGGUUUGGCAUUGUCAUUGGGAGCUUUAUCGCAAGUGUCAUCACAAUCUUUGCAGCAUGCCGACCAUUCAGCAAAAACUGGCAGAUCAAUCCAGACCCCGGCAAUGUGUGCGAACCAGCCAUUUCCAAGCCGGUCAUCGCAGUGACAUUCGCCGCAAACCUCAUUACCGAUCCAUACCUCAUAUUCAUCCCAAUUCCCAUGCUUUGGAAAUCAAGUUUGAAGCCUUUGAAAAAGAUCGCGGCCACUGUUGUACUCAGUGCCGGUGUCUUUAUUCUUGUCUGUGCCACUAUUAAGAGUGUUUUCCUCCUAGUGGAGCCUGAAAACGGUGCAGCACUUGCCGAUGAAUGGGGCAUGCGCGAAACAUUCGUCGCAGUCGUCACGACCAAUCUUCCCAUGAUCUUCCACCUAUUCAGAAUCUGGCUCAGCAAACUUCUCGGCAGCCAGUUUCAGUUUUCUACUAAGACGCACAAAACGCCCUCAAAUGGUUUCCGGAGCAUUGGUGGUGGGGGCGACUAUGCCAGUCGAAAGGGUCAUGGGCCUGCGAGUACGGAUCCUAUGACCAUCGGCAUGUCAUUUACCGAGAGUGAGGAACGGAUGAUGGAAGAUGUUAAAAUGCAGAACAUCAAGACAUAUCCGGCAGAUGUGUCUGGCAAAGCGUCCUCGGGUGCUAUCAUGGUCUCCAAUCAGAUUGAUAUCACCCAUGAGACUCGAUCCAAUCCACACAGUGAACCGCCUGUGAAAAAUUCUCCCCCAAAAUGGUAA
Messenger RNA from Penicillium vulpinum, 1221 nucleotides. RefSeq lists its product as uncharacterized. The transcript is spliced from 6 exons. The coding region runs from base 1 to 1221 and encodes 406 amino acids. The record is from RefSeq and is a predicted model, not a curated record. NCBI's taxonomy places the organism in Eukaryota, Fungi, Ascomycota, Eurotiomycetes, Eurotiales, Aspergillaceae.